CCUCGCGUUUACCCCCCGACGAUCCCUUCAUGGCGGAGUAUGAGGAUCGCGCCACCGCUUCCUCCCUCCUCCUCCUCCUCCUCCUCUUCUUCUUCCGCUGCGGCGUCGUCGUCGGAUCCACCGAGGUCAUCGUCGCCGGAGGCGGCGGCGGAGGAGGAGGAGGAGCAGAAGCGCCGCUGGUUCUCCCGCUCGUCCUCCGCGCGGCCAACUCCUCCGCCUCCGCCGAUGAUCUCCUCCGGCGCCGCCGCCUCCGGAGGGAGGACUCGUACCUUCCGAACGCUCACAUGAGGCUCUACGACAAUCUCCUCACCAACGGGUAUUACACCACUCGGCUUUACAUCGGGACGCCGCCUCAAGAAUUUGCCCUAAUUGUGGAUUCGGGAAGCACGGUAACCUACGUUCCGUGCUCCUCCUGUGAGCAAUGCGGGAACCAUCAGGACCCAAGGUUCAAACCAGAUUUGUCUAGCACGUACGAACCGGUGAAGUGCAACAUUGAUUGUACUUGUGACAAUGACAAGAAACAAUGUGUUUAUGAGAGGCAGUAUGCUGAAAUGAGCUCUAGCAGUGGGGUGCUUGGUGAGGAUAUUAUAUCAUUUGGCACAGAAAGUGCACUUAAGCCACAACGCGCUGUAUUUGGCUGUGAAAAUUCUGAAACUGGUGAUUUAUAUAGUCAGCAUGCUGAUGGCAUUAUGGGGUUGGGCCGAGGCCAGCUUAGCAUCAUGGAUCAACUUGUUGAUAAGGGUGUAAUAAGUGAUUCAUUCUCUUUAUGUUACGGUGGAAUGGAUUUUGGUGGGGGUGCAAUGGUUCUAGGUGGAAUCUCUUCUCCUCGUAACAUGGUUUUUUCCAAUUCUGAUCCAGUCCGCAGCCCAUACUACAACAUUGACCUGAAGGAAAUACAUGUUGCUGGAAAGGCACUGCGGUUGGAUCCGAAGAUCUUCGAUAGAAGACACGGAACUGUCUUGGAUAGUGGAACCACGUAUGUCUAUCUACCAGCACAAGCUUUUGUGGCUUUUAGAGAUACUAUAAUGAGCAAGCUACAUUCACUGAAGCAAAUACGUGGACCAGAUCCAAAUUACAAAGAUAUCUGCUUUGCUGGUGCUGGAAGAGAUGUGUCCGAUCUGUCAAAGACCUUUCCGACUGUUGAUAUGGUUUUUGGGAAUGGACAGAAGUUGUCCCUUUCGCCUGAAAACUAUUUAUUCCGGCAUUCAAAGGUUGAAGGUGCCUAUUGUCUGGGAUUCUUUCAAAAUGGAAAAGAUCCAACAACACUUUUAGGGGGAAUUAUUGUCCGCAACACUCUUGUAACUUACGAUCGCCAGCAUGAAAGGAUUGGGUUUUGGAAAACAAAUUGUUCAGAGUUGUGGGAGAGACUGCAAACGAGUAAAGCCCCUUCACCAGCACCUUCAUCUUCCUCUUAUACAACUUCAACCAUAGAUUUAUCGCCAGCUUUCUCUCCUAGUGGAGUAGACUCUGUUCUGCCAGGUCAAUACCUAGUUGGGCUCAUCACCUUCGAUAUGUCCAUAAAUGCUACAUACUUCGACCUGGUUAGCCACAGUGCAGAAUUAGCUGAGCUUAUAGCCCAUGAGCUGGAAGUUGAUUCACAUCAGGUUCAUAUGAUGAAUAUUACAAGUGAAGGAAACCGUACCCUGAUAAGAUGGGCUAUUUUUCCUGAUGGAUCAGCUAAAUUCAUUUCUAACACAACAGCAUUGGGCAUUAUUUCUCGGUUGACUGAACACCGUGUUCGCCUCCCCGAAAAUUUCGGCACUUAUCAGGUUGUUGAGUGGAAUGUUGAGCCUCCAUCAACAAGGACAUGGUGGGAACAACAUUUAGUAGGUGUGAUAAUUGGGGUUUCAAUGGUUGCUAUGCUUUCGGCUCUCUCAGUGUGGCUCCUCUGGAGAAACAAAAUUAAAGGACCAGGUUCAUACAGGCCGGUGAACGCUGUUGUUCCAGAACAAGAGCUUCAACCAUUAUAGUACAAUGGCUUGGGAAUCCAAGUAUACAGCAAUCAGAUGAUUCCUGCCGUAACAACUGAUGUAUGAUAUAUCAAAUUGAAUAGUUUCUGGCUGGGCUAGCCUUUGCUUUCUGCCUUAUACAAAGCUUACAGAAGAGAAAGGGGACCGACUGCAAUUUGCCUCAAUUCAAAAGGUCCGUGUGCAUAUGCCGCAAAGUACCAAUCUAGCAGCCAUUAACAAUGUUGGUUUAGAUUCGGAAGUAGUGCAGGUGAUAAUGUAACACAUUCACAGGAUGAGCGAACACUUCAAUAGAAACAAGCUUAUAAACGGCUCAUCGAACCUUUUCACCAACAGAAUAUAAUUUUUGGUCCUCUCUAGAUGCUAUUUAGAAGUUAUCUAAAUUUUCAAGAAACUUAAUGAGGUAUGAACUGCUGCCGCUCUCCAGAAUGUACGGUUUUCUAUUUUCUUUUGUAUCUCUUUUUCGUGAAUACCAACUCUCUAUAGUCCGUGCCCCCCAAAAGAAAAUUGUGGGCUGUUUUAUUAUUUGGUAACUUCUGCAAUCCUUUUAGAUGCAUUUAUAUCAUCUUCCGUAA
Molecule: messenger RNA, 2542 nt
Organism: Ananas comosus (pineapple)
Lineage: Eukaryota; Viridiplantae; Streptophyta; Magnoliopsida; Poales; Bromeliaceae
Product: aspartic proteinase-like protein 2
Exons: 12
Coding region: 30-1970 (646 amino acids)
Biological process (GO): proteolysis
Molecular function (GO): aspartic-type endopeptidase activity
Source: RefSeq, a predicted model, not a curated record